AUGUUUGGAAAAGUGUUAGUUCUGACCUUAUUAUUAGGAUUUGUAACAGCUGACGAGUUUGGAAUAAAAUACAUAAUGAGAGUGUAUGAAGACUGCCAAAAUUCGGACAUCAUCCCUUGCUUGAAGCGAAAAGCUAUUUUGUUCUUUGAUAGAGCUGCAAAAAUGGAUUCCAUACCCUUGAUCGAUGGAGUGGAGGCUGUGAAGCUUUCAAAUGUGGACCUACCUAGUGAAAAUGAAAUUUUACCAAGAAGUUUAGGGAGCAAGGAUGAAGCGUUGUCAGAAAUCCUUUGGAAUAGAAUUGCGGCCUUUGCCAAUUCAAGGUCGAUACAACUGUCAUUGCCGAAGGUCACGGGUGAAGAACUGAAUAAGGGUGUGGAAGAAGGUCGUGGUAAAAUGAAGAAAAUGAUGGGGAUGAUGAUGAUGGGAGCUGCAAUGAAAAUGGCUGCCAUGAUACCUGUCGCAAUCGCCGGUCUCUUCAUAUUGGCGGGAAAAGCGCUCAUUGUGUCAAAGAUCGCCUUACUUCUUGCUGGCAUCCUGGCACUGAAGAAGUUGAUAGCAGCUAAGAACAGUGGUGGAGCCAGUCAAGACAGUCACAGCAGCCACGGCUGGUCUUCGGGAGGAGCAAGCGGAGGGUGGGAUAGACGGUCAUACAAUGAUGCUUCUGAUAUAGUAUAUUCCGCUUAUAAAAAAGACUAAUAUUUUAUCGAUUUUGUUAUAAUUAAGGUUAUUAUGACGAAAAACAGG
Pieris brassicae (large cabbage white) is the source of this 744-nucleotide messenger RNA. RefSeq lists its product as uncharacterized. The transcript is spliced from 3 exons. Bases 1 to 696 code for a protein of 231 amino acids. Lineage: Eukaryota; Metazoa; Arthropoda; Insecta; Lepidoptera; Pieridae. The record is from RefSeq and is a predicted model, not a curated record.